Molecule: messenger RNA, 1003 nt
Organism: Brassica napus (rape)
Lineage: Eukaryota; Viridiplantae; Streptophyta; Magnoliopsida; Brassicales; Brassicaceae
Product: methionine aminopeptidase 1A-like
Exons: 8
Coding region: 225-806 (193 amino acids)
Biological process (GO): proteolysis
Molecular function (GO): metalloaminopeptidase activity
Source: RefSeq, a predicted model, not a curated record
UUAUAUCCUAAGAGCAUCAUUAACGCAAAGCCACUUCAGACAAUGCAAAACAUGUCUACUCCAAAAUCGCCUUCUUGUUCUUGACUCCUGGUACUUUACCGUUUGAGAAGCUCUGGGAUGAGUUCUUCACGGGUCAUGAAGGGAAGUUUUCUAUUUACAUCCACCGUCAAAGGAACGGCUAGUUCAUAUCAGUAGUCACUUUUCAGAUCGAGAGAUCCAUAGUGAUGAGGUCACUUGGGGUAGGAUCUCAAUGGUUGAUGCCGAGAAGAGGUUACUGGUUAGUGCUCUUGACGAUCCUGACAACCAACACUUUGUUCUUCUUCCAGAGAGGUGACCUUAAUGAGACAUGCUUUGUUGGAAAUGUUGACGAAGCAUCACGUCAACUGGUUAAGUGCACAUAUGGGUGCCUGGAGAAAGCCAUUGCAAUUGUUAAACCUGGAAUUAGAUUCCGUGAAAUUGGAGAGAUAGUCAACCGUCAUGCUACUAUGUCUGGGUUAUCAGUGGUACGAUCGUAUUGUGGUCAUGGAAUUGGGGAUCUCUUCCAUUGCGCCCCAAACAUUCCACACUAUGCAAGAAACAAAGCAGUUGGAGUGAUGAAAGCAGGUCAGACUUUCACAAUCGAGCCAAUGAUCAACGCAGGGUUGUGGCGGGAUCGAACAUGGCCUGAUGGAUGGACCGCAGUUACUGCAGAUGGAAAACGCAGUGCUCAGUUUGAGCAUACCCUCCUGGUAACGGAGACGGGUGUUGAGGUUCUAACGGCGAGGCUUCCUUCAUCACCAGACGUUUUCCCUUGGCUUAAGAAGUGAUUUUAAGUGUAUGGUUUGGUUCAUAAACUUUGGGAUAAUAGCGUGUCAUCUUUUUGCCCAUUGAAGACCAUUUGUUGUUGUUACAUUUGCUUUGUUUUUUGUUUAUGUAACUUUAUGCAGAAACAAACUGCGCCAGUGUUUUGAUUGAAAUGUAAGGAACCUACCUAUAUUUAUACAAUGGAAAGACAGUUUUUAAA